Acanthaster planci (crown-of-thorns starfish) is the source of this 10811-nucleotide messenger RNA. RefSeq names its product inositol polyphosphate-4-phosphatase type I A-like. The record is from RefSeq and is a predicted model, not a curated record. Gene Ontology annotation, molecular function: phosphatidylinositol-3,4-bisphosphate 4-phosphatase activity. Lineage: Eukaryota; Metazoa; Echinodermata; Asteroidea; Valvatida; Acanthasteridae. Gene Ontology annotation, cellular component: cytoplasm.
CUACUGGUAAAUUGUAACUGAUUGUUUAAGAUGGAGAAGAGAGGUGAAAUGUCACAGUUUCUCAGAGUACUUCCCCUCUGCAUCCACACACUUUUGACAUUUCCGAAUCCAUUCCUUGAAGGCCUGCAGAUAGUCCUCUUUUGGAAUCGUCUUCAGACACUGGUAAGCUGCGCUUCCAAGCACUUCUACUGUCAUAUGACCUUCCUCCCAGCUUGUUCAGUCUAAGGAAGACCUAAAAGUCACUGGGUGCCAAGUCGGGGAAUAGGGUGGAUGUGGGAGACUACAAUAUGGCAUUGCGGAUGCUAUUUGUAUUGAUCAAGUCCUGUAUGACUGCAAAUCUGUGAGCAGGAGCAUUAGAUGUAUUUUGAUGCAUGAAAAUUUGCUUCAUUCAUGUUUUGGGGAGUCUGUUUAUGUAGUGUUUCUGUAUUUCUGGCAGAACUAGUCUUUUGAUGUAGUGUUUCCAUUUUUCUGGCAGUACUUCAGUGGCAUUUGCUUUCCAGUGACUGAAGUACAUGUCAUCUUUGGGAUGGGUAUCUGGGUCACUGUGUAGUGUUCAUCAAAGAAAAUAAUACACAAAAUGUUCUUGGUACUCUUGAAUCGUUUGUCAUUUUAUCCCCUCCUUGUGGCACCCAAACUUUUUGCUGUCCUUUAAUUUCUGGUUGCAAAAAGGAAAGCCAUGUGUCAACUCCGCUUACAGUCUUUUUCAUCCAUCUGUCAGCGGCACGUUCAUACUUGUAAAGCACAUAUUUUGCCACAUCUAUACUCUCUUUCCUUUGCUCCUCACCAAGAAUAUGAGGUACCCACUCAAAACAAAAUGUCCUCAUUUGCAGAUGAAUUGCCACAAUCUUGCAUGCACUUCCCUUUGAAAUGUUGACUGUUGUUGCUUUCUCUUCAAAGGUCAUACCUCCAUCAUUUUCAAUUAGAUCUUUCACCGUGUGCACUUUUUUCUGGGAUGCAAGCAGAAGCAGGUGUUUGUGAUUUGGGGUCAUCUUUCACACCCUCCCUGCUUUCUCUAGAACAUGCAAUCCAUUUAGAAAUAGCUACAUUUGGCCACAUAAGUCUUCAAUGAAUCAGUGCACAUUUCUGUGGUUCCACGAUCAAGUUUAGUACACUUUUACGGAAGCAACUGAUGUACAGAUCCAUCUUGGGGUUACAGUCCUCCGGGGGAGUCCACAUGAAAUUUUUUCGUGGCUGUGUGAGUUGCGUUGACCUUUCGUCGGUGUUGGUGGCUGUACCGGAGGACUGGUUUCUGUCAUGGAAAUAUUUCUUUAGGCGGAGACGUCUAAAGAAUGCCUCCAGAUUGGCACACAGCGAUACUUUGAGAGGUACAGAUGGGCAGAACGUCAGGCCUCAAGACAACGCUGAAUGUUCCGGGCUAGUGGAGCGUCGCGCCAUACAGAGCCUCAAGACAACGACCCCACAUCCACCUACAAAGAGGAACUGAAAUCCCUACUCAGCACACUUCCGGCAGACACUCGACAUUCAAUCCAGAGUGUGACGGCUAACAACUCCAAACCAGAACUUCACAUUCCAGUCUUGUAUGAAGCUCCAGAGAGUGGCACAACUUGGCAUCUAACUUCUGCAUGUAUUUGACUCACAACAUCUGUCAUGAAAAAGUAUUAGAGUGCCAACUAAAAUCAUCCACAAUAGAGCAGCCCCUCAAAUCUCAUCCUUCACCCAAGUUCUGUGGGGAUCACCUAAACUUUUGUCUUGCAUCACAUCAUUGGAAAGAAUUCUUGACCGGUAUGAUAGAAAAAAUAAUGGCAUCUCUUAGCACGUGAAGCCUGCCAAGAUUUUCACCAGGGACUUGCAAGCAAGACGACGGCCGUGAUUGAGGAGCAGCGACUAGUUGCUGCCCCUUCCCAGCAUGCCCUGCUGUUCCCUUACGGCGGCAGCAGCAUGUUGAAGGGGGGCCGAUCUAUGCGCCUCAACUGGCGGGAGUUGAUGAUCAUCGCUGUCCAGCCUGCCAAGUUCUUCUCCAAGGAAGGCCCACUGUACAUGAAGAUUGUCCCAAGCGGUUGGAGGAAAAAAGGCGAAAUUUACAGUGAAAGAUGGUGUCGUCUGAGGGGGAACCUCCUUUUCUACUUCAAAGGUCGCGACCUCUUAUCAGAGCCCCAGGGGGUUGUGGUCCUGGAGCAGUGCUUCAUAAAGGAGGAAUAUGGCGAGAUUCAGUCCUUCGCUUUCUGUGUGGAGUACAUAGGAGAAGAACACAACCAGUUCUUUGCCGCACACUCGGCUGAGCUGCGUGACGAGUGGGUGGCGCUCUUGCAGUCGGCCAGCUACGAGAACCUUCGCUCCCAGCUACAGAGCCUGCGCCUGCAGCUGAUGGCCAGGACGGGUCAGGAUCCCAUCGAUGAGGAAAGACAUGGGGUCAUGGGUCAAACAGACCCCGGCGACUCUGUGUCUGAGCCCAUCUUGGAGAUGUCUGUAUCCUGCACGGACUUGCCCAAGAACAGCUUUGGUGAAGCACCCAGCACCUUUGUGUCGGUCAGCUGCGUCACACCACCAGACACUCGGUGGUCCAAGAGUGGCCAGACAGAGAUCAUCAGUCGGAGCUGCAGCCCUUUCUUUCUGACCACCAUCUCCUUUGAGACCACCAGGAACAUAUCUGUUAUCACUCGGUUACGGGCCAACGUGUAUGAAGUCCAGGACAGGAACAUGCAUACGGAAAGAAGAAUAUUCAAGGUGUCACCCAUUGGCCAGGUCAUCUGCUCAUUCCGUGACAUUGUGACCUCCCCCGAUAACAAGCUGGUCCGUGACAUCAUCGGUGCUGAUGGUACGCCCAUAGGAGGCAAGAUCACUGUUCUGCUGUGGGAACUAGAUGAUGCAGAAGAUAAGCCCCAAGCCGUCAUCAAGAGAGACAACCCUUCCAAUCACGUGUACCCAUCCCAUGCCCCAAAGUCAGGCUACAGUGCCUCUGCGACAUCCCGCUACCCUAAUGGGGGCAUGAUGAGGAAUCGGGCUCACUCCCUGGCUCGCAGCGCCUACUUGAAGAGCCUGUGCUGCAACCCCUGCAAUAAGACCUAUCGUUUUCCCAACAGCGACGGCACCUCCAUGGUGCAGGUGCAGGAGACCAUGAUGGAGAGCCGCCUCAACUUUUACAUCCCCCAACAGAUUAUAAAAAUUUAUUUGCAAGAAGAGAAACGGAAACUGGAGGAACUAAAUAUGUUUGAGGAACUCUCUCAUGAAUGGGAAAGAGUCCGAUCAGCCGUUAUGACGGAGCAUGUCACCAUGAUUGCUAGAUAUAACGAAUCCUUGGAAUUUCUCAGUAAACAGACGAAAGGCCCCCAGUUCAAGAAGAGCACAGCCAAGUCUGAUAAACUGCUGGAGUUUGUGCCCAUCAAUCUACAUCUGCAAAGACUGAGGGUGGAGGAAUCAGGCUGCAGGGAGUCCUUGUAUGACAUGAUCACUGUUGGAGCCCCAGCAGCACAUUCUCUGAAAUUCAGGCAUGGUGGAUUGAAAAGAAUGCUACAACACUACACAGAGGAACAGUCAAGAUCAAGUACCAAAAAUUUGUCCCUUCAAGCUGCCAAGACGCUAAGUCAGAUUUCGGACCUGAAAAACAGCAUAGACUGGUUGGCGAGUGAUGUCUUAUCAGCUGCUAGACACGUCAGUUUGGAGAGCAUGAGGAACAAGACAGCGGCACUCAAUGAAAAGGUUACUGAGCUGCUGAAUGUCAUCAAUGAGAACUUCAUGGAGGAAGCCUUCAAUAGUUACCGCAAUGCCUCCUUCCGUGGUUCACCUGUUAAGACUCCCCAUGGCAGCAGCAGUGGUGGUAGCAGCAGUGCCAACAGUAAUGACAAGUCCACCACCAAGGGCUCCUCCUCGCCCUGUGACAGUGGCAACAGCAGUAGCCGCACUAGUGGCAUCAGCGACGAGUUGCAGCUGACGCUGCACAGCAAUCGCUUUAGCUCAGCCAGCAGCAUGGGCAGCACCAGCAACCACCAGCACCAGCAGCACAGCCAGGUCAGCAGCAGCAGUUGCAGCAGUCGCAGUCCCUAUGAGGACUGGGAGUGGGACGGCAUGUCCUUUGUCAAGUCCCCCGGUGCUAACAUUGUCGGUUGCAGCGGCGGUGUUACAUCCUGUGAAACUAACAGUCGCUGUGGUGGGGGGAAAAUGUUAAGCUCUUGGACGAGCAUGAUGAUCAAGAACUUAUCAGAGUACAUGAAUGUCAUCCGCCAAGUAGUUGAAAUUUUGCCUCACACGGCAUCCCCAAAGGAGCGGGUUGGGGCCGUGGAAUCCAGUAUCAAGCACCUCAAGGAAUGCAUUAGCCAGGUACAGGAGCAGGCCAAGUACAGCAUAGCCUUCCUCAGGAUGCAGGAGGAGCACAGUAACUUAAGUUUCCUGCAGUCCCUGCAGUGCAGGAGAGAUAUUGUCUUCUCACAAGCUUUGACGGCUCUUGUAACUGGUAUGAUGAUCAAAUUCAGGGAGAAUAUCUUCAACAAGGUCUUCAUGAGCCAGAUGAGCUCUCUGGGCAUAUUGGCACACUUUGAGGGUCUGAUCAGUACACACGGUGAUGAGAUGGGCAUGUUGGAAGACUUUGCAGUUGGUAUCCAUGACCUAGGUGGGGUCACAUUUAAGAUUGUCAAGACCAGUACCACAGAUGCAGACACCAUGCCAGUACUCACUGGUACACGGUCCAGUGUGGUGGUCAUUAUUCCAGUACUGCCCUCCAUGACAGAUGCCAUACCAGAGGAGCUUCUGAGCGGACAGCCCAUCAAGGUUUACCCGGCACUCUUCAACAUUGGUGUCAAUGAGGAACAGACAAUGGCUGAAAUAUUUGGCGAUACCUCACUCCAAGACACCAUCAACCAAGACAGCUUGCAAAAGCUGGACAACUACUACAGCCGUCUUGUGCACAUGAUACCCCAGAAAGAUUGGAGGGAGACCCGUAGUUCCGUCUCUUUGGAUGUUCUAAUGAGCAGUCUUAGACAUCACAUCAGCACUAAAAAGAAUAAAAAUGUCGAAAUCCUGCAUAUCAGCUCACAGUUGGCACGUCGUUUGGAUGGCAUCCGCUUCACAUCCUGCAAGAGUGCCAAGGACCGCACUGCAAUGUCUGUCACUCUGGAAGAAUGCAUGAUUCUACAAGACGAACAUCAACUCCACUCCCAGAUGUUUACUCACCUCUUAGACACCAUGAGAAGUGAGGGCACCCGUCGUGACAACACACGGAAGAAUGUGGGUUCCCCCAAGUAUGCCUUCAACAAGAUGCAGUUGAGGGCGUUCCCCAAGCUGUACCGCCCACCCGAGGGUACAUAUGGAAAAACUGUGGCCACAUAGCAGGAGGCAGAACAAACUUGAAACUCUAGCCUACUAACUUUACAGUGUCAAUAACUUGAGAGAGAGAAAAAGUGACCCUUGAACUCAAUUACCAUACUGCUUGAACCCUAUUUGACCCCUGACCCAAGGUCGUUGUAUGAGGAAACUGUGCAGCUUAUGAAUAUAUCUGAUGCGUCUCAGGAAUAUUGGAGCUGGCAUCACUAUACUACGGGUUAUUACACUCUUUUAAACCAUACUGACAUACAGUGUGGAUCGUUUGAUCUGGCUGAGACAUGUCAGGGUCAGAGGUCAUGCCAACUGCAGUUACCAAGGUCUACUGUUGGCACAGCCUGAGGGGCGGAAGUAAGGAACAUGUGGCCUCACAAGGAAUCGUCCAGUCUCACUGGUGUAAGACAGGAUUCCAGCUCAGUCUUUGUUGCCCUGAGGAGGACAUUGCCGUGCAAUGAUGUCUUUUGAACCAACAACCGAGAAUGCCGUUGUCAGGUGUGACCCCCAAAAGCCACAAAUAAUUGGUGAAUAAUACGCUCCAGUUUGUCGAAAUUUCAGUGGUCCUGGGUUAAUGGUACAAUUAUGAGGUGAUGACUAAUGAUUCUAUUCAUAUAGAAAAAAAAAUCACUAGCAAAGGUGUUGCUAAGUUGUUAGUUAAACCCAUUCAAGGACAAAUGCAACUUGUUUAUUUGAUUUAUUUUUCUUGCAUGGUGCAGGGAUUUUCUUUACAGUAUUUCAAAAAAUUGCAUGAAUUGGCAAUAAUUUGUUUAAUUUGUUUCACAUACAUUAUGAAUCAAGUUUCGCAGCUUUCAGCAAGAUUCUUAAGGUUGGUUAGGUGAAAUAACUUGUUGAUGUUGAAGAACUCUCAAAAGAAAUGUUGCCAGACCAUAGUUUGGACAGUACUCUGUGGCUAUUUGCUGUUUAGAAAAACCAGAAAUGAAGGUGUCGUGACCAGAGAUAUGAGAAACUGAAGUAUCUUUGUAUUGCUGUGUUGAUAAUUGUAUGUCCAUGAAUUAAUUCAGCCUUGUACUCAUGUCCCAUACUUUUAAAGGCUGUUUUGAAUUUGUAGGUAAACACUCCUAAAUUGCCACGUUUUGGAUGUACAUAAAUGUAAUGUAAAAAUUUUGUAAACUGUUGUGUAAAAUACCACGGAUAUAUAUAUAUAUAUAUAAUUACAAAGAAAAAAAACCAAGUGGAGAAUGAUAUUUUAAAGGAAACACUCCACACAGAAUUAAGGGUACUAGUUUAUUUAGAAUGAAACACAUACACAAAACAAAUCUUUAUUGAGUCAUCUUUGAUGUUUUUUUCUUCCAUUAAUAUUUUAACAAAAUGAUACUGAUGUUUUGGUUUUAAAGGAGAGACUUUUAUUAAAUACUGAGUUUGGUUGUUUUGGUUUUAAAGGAAAGACUUUUAUUAAAUACCGAGUUUUGUUGAAUGUAAUUUUGUUUUUCAGAUCGGAUCAAGGUACCUGUCAAAGAAACUUUGGCGUAGUUGUAUCAGGAAAUAUCAGAUUCAGCUCAAAGUCUCAAUAUUAAAAGAAUUCAGUAGUAUUUAUGGAGAGGAAAAAACAGAGCAAUUCAUCUUAGAGCAUGAGGCUGAUUAUGUUACUUGACUACCAAGAAUAUAUGAGCAUUUUGUCCAUAUUUGUCCUCAGCACCUGCAAGAAACAGACAAAUUUAGCAGGAGAUAUUUUUUCUUUAGAUGUGUUAAAAGGAAGGGUGAACUGUGAGGCAGCACAGCACUCAGUGCCAGUUUGCCAGAUUUUCUUACUUAAACAAGAUCUUCUAGUUGGCAUUUCAUGCACCCAACAAAAGCUAAAAUUGGCCUCUGCAUAAGAAAUGGGAUUCAGAAGCCAAACAUGUCAUGCAUGUAGUCUGUCCCUGUAAUUACCCUUUGUGAUACAUAUAUUUCUCAGAUAUUACAGGGAUGUUUGUUGGAAAAUAGUGAGGCAUUUUGUUGUUUUUAGUUCUUAGAAUUCACUUAGAUUGUUGCUGUGUUCCAGCCACUGUGGUUGUGUUCAAGUAUGUUACUUGAAUGUACUGCAAAGUGUACAAACAGGAAGUAGAAUAACGGGGAGUAUGUUCCUGCACCAAGUGGGUUAUUUUAAGAUGGAGGAAAAGGUAAUCAUUGUGCAGUGUGAUCUGCCAGUAGCACACAUUUCCAUAUCUUCCUACCCCACAAGUAUCAAAAGUAAUAUUCAUGAACAAAGCCACUGUGCUUACAAUGUUCACAGCUGAUUUUGUGUUGCUUUGUAUUUAGUAAGUGUUGAAGUGGAAUAAAAUGAAUACUUUUCCCUGAGUUAACUGGUGAAAACAAGUUGGUGAUACCAAGAACAAGGGAAUUACCAUUGUGGCUAGACCAUUGCUUUUAAGUGCAUGUAGUUCUUUGUACAAAAAUUGGGAGAACAUCAACCAAUAACUGCUAUCUAAAAAUACCACCUUUGGGGAAAAACUUUAUUUAAAACAUAAUGUAUUUGGACAGGGAUUCUGAGUUUUUGUAAAUUAUUAAGGAUAUUGUUUCUUAUGAUUUUUGUACAGUUUCUUGCUACAGUAUGUAAGAAAUAUGUCACUGCGCCUAUUUUCCACCGUCCUUUUAACAAUCUAUAUCAUGAACUUUCUGACAAGUACAGAUACUGAUGCUUCUAACAAGAAAGUAUAAGGAAAAACACACAUAACUUCACAUCUUUUUCUGAUGAGAUGUUUAAAUUAUAAGAUGUUUCAUUUAUUGUACAGACCAUUUUCUUUUUACAAGUUUUCUUUUUUUUUCUUGAUAGGUUAUUAGUUUUUAAAAUUUGACACCAAUAUGUAAAUUCCCAACAUUUGUUUGUACCAUUGUUUGCAACCCAUUCAAUAUCCGUUUUCUUGAAUUCUAAUGAAGUAUUGUAAAUCAUCUGACAUGAACAGCCUGUUGUAAAAAUUCAUUCUUCAAAAACAGGAAAUGCCAGGUUGUGAACAUUGCAGGGUUUAUCUGGCAGGUCUGUGGGGGAAAAAAAGAAUGACAAGGAUCAUGAAUGAGGGUGAAAAUUAUCAGCUGACUCAAAUGAACCAUAAUUUUUUCUUAUUUUUUUAAAUAGAUGUACAGCUAAAUUAUGUGCCCAUUUGUGCUCUUUUUUUUAUCGGUGUUUCUUAUUUGUGAAUCUUUAAAGACACUUUCAAUUGAGAGCUUGAGUUUUUUUAAAUUUUAUUUUUUAUUUGGCAGUUAAAUGGCAAACAGUUAAACAUUAAUUUGAUUUUGCUUCACAGCACAACUUUUUAACAAAAUUGUUAAUGCCUGUAAGAAGGUUGCCAUUUAUUUUAUGCAUAAUUGUUGCAUCUUUGUGUAUGUUAUGGUACACAUUGGUAAAUUUCAAAACUGUCGUGUAAUCAAUAAUGCCAUUUGCUCUUUUAAGAUGUUGUUCCUCAGUAAAUGUUGAUUUUUUUUGUGGAAUCAAUACCCCUUAUUUAUUUUAAUGCGUUCAUCUUUAAUUACUGUUCAUUGUUGUCGGAAAUAAAAUGGAGAACUUGUAUUGAAUCAACACAAUAUUCAUUUAAAUUUGAUCAAGAAAACUUGCUUAUUUUGCUGACACCUAUAACCAAUUAACCAUUUAAGGUUUUUCACCAUUGUCGCUCGCAAAAGUCUGGCCAUCGUAGGAGAAAGUUUGGUUUAUUUUUGGAAAAUGUAAAAUGGUGUGCAUAGAUAUGACCGCCUUCUGUGUUUCGUCAAUAUUAUACAGUGUACAUGUAAUUAUAAAUGAACAAUUUCGAACAAGACGGAAGUUGCAGACGACAGCGCUUUUCUGUGGUAGAGGGCGCUCUGUGAAAUUUUUUGACAGGAGCAUCGCAUGUCUGGUACCCAGUCUCGCGGUCAUUGAUGGGUCGUUGUGUAUAAUGGACAUCAUUGGCCGACACUGACUGUGUUACGUUUGCGUUCAGUGUUAUUUUAUUCAGUCGACUAAAACACAUUAUUCAUGCAUGUUCAUGUACUUGCAUGCAGGGCUACAUGUGGAGUCGGCCAGAGGACUGGGGACGAGCCUUGUUUUUUGUUCUUUAGAAUCUUUGAACUGCCUUUUUCAGGAAUCAUGGACAGUCUUCGUCUUUGCCUCCUGAUCCUCUCCUGUUUCAUCCUAGUAACUACAGUUGUCAGCAGUGACUGUGUGGAGAAGGAGUUCUAUGGAUGUGAUCAGAUUGACAAGCAGUGUGUUUGCUCCACCAAGAUGGCAUGUCACAACCCUUUUGACUACCGAAGUGACAAGCGAUGCCAAAGAGCCCUCUUUGGAGACACCUGCCGCAAGAAUGACUGUGAGAACAAGGGCCAGUGUGUACAGACCAAGAACAAUGUGUACCUUUGCAAGUGUGAAGGCACUGGCUUCUAUGGCCAUCGCUGUGAGAAAAAAUGUCCCAAAGAUCUGUCCACAGUUCCUGAUGAAGACCGACUGGAUGCCCAAGCCUGUGUCUUCUAAAUCCAGCCUACCAGCCCUCGGUAUCUCAUGACAAUCUGAACAAUGUACAUGCUACUGCCUGCUGAAUAAUAUACCAUUGGUGCUAAUUAUGUAGGAGUAUUUAUUGGAAGUAUGUUCACACUUUAAAAUGAGCCGCUUGUACACUGACUUCCUUUUUGUCAGGGACACAACACUCCUGUGUAUUGAAUACUCUCCUUAAAAAAAUUGUUUCCAAUCCUUCAUUUUAUUUCACGAAGGAAAACAAAAGCAUUUUCAGACAUCUAGUUUGCUGUUAUUCUAUUUACAGUUCCGUGUUCAUUAACUCAGUAAUGAGUAUUUUUUAUUGUGGGUGUAUCUAAUCAUGUAGAUAGUUGGAAAGUACUUAAGUUUUGUAGACGUAUUUAUUAAUUGGUGCUCAGCGAGAACCUCCAAAUCUAUGUUCGUAGGGUGCACAAUGUUGCUGAUGUAUUAUAGAACCCACCUCAAGUUUUGAAAUAUUUUCUAUCAAUGACUGCAUUUUUGUAAAACAGUAUUUUUUGUACUAACUCUCACAAUAUUUUAAAAGCUAAGAGAGAAAUAUCUUGAGUUGACUUGUUCAUUUGGAGAGCAUUCAUGAAUAGACAUGCAAACAUGCCAAAUUUUGUAUGGGUAUUUACUCUGACUAUGCAAGAAAGGUAUAAGUGAACUUGAUGUAAUGACAUACAUGUGUUUCUGUAUUUCGAUUCCUCUAACAAGUACUUUGUCUUAUUGGUUUUUGUAGACUCAUACAGUUUCAGAAAAUGGAAACUCAUUUUGUGCCUUUUCCUUGGUGUAGAUUGUUCUGUUCAAAGAAAAAGGAAUCACAAAAGACAGAGCGGGGAGGUGGCAAAAGUGUGAGAAGUUUGGAAAAUGGAGGUUGAUAACCCGCUGAGAUUUCAUAUGCAGGAAAACUGUCCAAUAUCACUGCAGCGGCUUUUAUGUGAAGUCAGUUUUCAUGAUAAGGUGUUUUUGGAAUAAUUAAGUUCUGGUUACGCGUGCAGCCGACAUGAGGUAUCAAGUAUGUCACCUGUUUUGUGGUAAGAAAACAUUUUUUAGUUUUUACCCAUUUUUACAAAAUAAAGUUGUCUAUACAUGUAGUUUUACCAUA